Molecule: messenger RNA, 4252 nt
Organism: Sphaeramia orbicularis (orbiculate cardinalfish)
Lineage: Eukaryota; Metazoa; Chordata; Actinopteri; Kurtiformes; Apogonidae
Gene: ccdc180
Product: coiled-coil domain containing 180
Source: RefSeq, a predicted model, not a curated record
AUGAGCAUCUGUGUGUGGAGGCUCAGCAGCUCCAUCUUUCUUUUUGUCAGGGCAUUGUGUUCUUCCUCCAGCAGCGAGCAGCAGGUGGACGAUGAUGAUGCUGAUGACAGCAGCAGACUUCCAGACACUGCCUGUGAGUGUCAGCUUAGAACAGCUUGUAUGGACCUGUUAUCCUCCAUGCAGGAGUCGGACAUCAGACUGGACAAUCUGAAGGCCAGAAUGGAACAGGUGGAAACCAGUGAAUAUGCAGGAGCUGGAUGUCAGUGGGGCGAGGUGGAGCAGGAAGUGAAGCUGAGGAAGAGCAGAAUCUUGGAGCUGAACCACAAACUGAGUACAUGUGAAACACAGCGUUCACUCCAGAUCAGAGCUGUACUCAGGAAGUACUGCCACCUGCUGGAGAAGAUCAGCUUUCUGCUGCCGUCUGACAUCUACCGACUGAUCCACCGCGAGGCCACAAUGAUCAACCAGUCUCUCCUGGCUAACCGGCGCAGUUCUGCCCGUCUGCUGCUGUGCCUCCUGGAGGAGAACCUGCAGAAGGAGGCAGGCCUUCGACUGCACUGGGACGACUGUGUGAACCACUGCAGGAGGAGCAGAGUCCACCACAUUAUAGAGGACUUUAGGAAACAGUGCAGAGGUCAUGUGGAGAGGCGGCUGACCUCAGAGCAGCAGACAGUUCAAGAGGCAAUACGAACUUGGAGAGAUUGUAGCAGAGAACGCUGUGACAUCAUCAGCAACAUGUGCUCCCUGGUCCCACCUACCUGCUCCACUGAUCUGGUCUCUGAUUGGUUCAACCAGCUAACAGCUGUCAAUCAACAGAUUGGGGGUCUUCACACUGACUUCCUGCAGCAGUUGCGUUGUUGUUAUGAGCAGACGUGGCAGGAUCAUCUGGCAGAGAUGCAGCGCUGUGAGGUGGCGCUCUCGGCUCAGCAGCUGUCACAGGACAAGGUGACAGACAUUGUCAACGCACAGCUGCGCCCUCUGAUUGGACAGAGCCAGAGCAAUGACGAAGAGCAGCUAGCUGCUUUAGAUGUGUAUUCUGAUUCUCUGGCCCGUCACGCCUUCACCCUCAGCAGAAGUGUGUUUGCUGUGAUGCACGCCGCAGUGUUGCUAUGGGAAACAUACAGCAGCAGAGUCAAAAGCACAGAAGAUGUAGUACAGCAACGUCUAGAUGAUCUCAGGAAAUCGCAGGAACAACACAUUCAGAAAAAGAAGGUGCAUCUGGAUAAUCUGCUAAGUGGACUUCGACAGGAGAGCAGUGAGGACGCUCUGAAGACGACUCUGGACAAAAACUAUCCAUAUGGUGUGUUGGAUCAUCUCCCAUCUCUCUUUCUGGAGGAACUCCUUGCCUACAGUAGCAGCCUCAGCACCUUCUUCCACCUCAGCAACACUUACACGCCGGUAACCACAGCAACUACACCACUGCCAUACCUCUGUUGGAAUUCACAUGAAAUGCAGCAGUUUUACCCACCGUCCACCAGCACGGAAAUAAUUUUGAAAGCUGAAAUGAAGAAACCAGAGGAGAAGCAGCAUCCAGUCCGUGGUCAGGAUGAUCCCUACCUGGCCCAGACCUCUGGAAAGUGGCUGACUGAGGAUGACUCCUCUCUGCUGGAUCUCUGUGACAUCAGCUACUCAGUCACAUUUGCAUCAUCCAGAGGUGUGGUUUACAGUGGCCCUGCCUUCAGAUGCCCCGCCCCUGACCCACCAGCUCACCUGCAACAGACAACACUUCUGACUGGGUUUCCUGUGGAGCUCCUCGCACAGACAUUGAGCAGGAUGAGGACUCUGUUUAUGGACCACGUGGAGCAGCAUUUCCAGGACCUCCUCAGCUCAGCUGGUGCCAUGGUAACAGCCAGGAAGGAGGAAGUACUUUUGGUCCAGGAGAUCCAACUGCAGCGACUUGACCCCCAGUUCGUUCAGACACACAUAUAUCAGCCUCGCAAGGUAGGACACACACAAUACGCUGAGCUGCAGCUCCAUCUGCAGAGUGUAGACCUUCACUGUCAGCAGAUGUCAGACGUGUUGGCCUCCUGUAGGAUGGAGCUGAAGGAGCUCCAGGACUCCAUCAGCAGGAAGAACCAACAGUUCUGUGUCACUGUGUCCGACAUGGAAGACAGCCUAUCAACGGUCAACAACAGCCGACGUCUGGAGACUCUUCACUCCACCCUACAGGAACGUGUUGAUCAUCAUAUCAAAGACACCCAAUGUUGUCAGACAGCUUUCAGACAGACGGUGCAGCUCAGACUGGAAGAGGUCAAACACACAACCACACAGCUCCUCAGCUCCUUCAGGCUGUUCAGUGAAGGAGGGGACUUUGCACCUCAGGAGCUAAAGAUGUUUCAGAGAAGGUUGAAGCAGGAAACCCAUCAGCUGAGUCUGACAGAGGAGUCCAUCUACACUCAGCUGGAGACAUUUGAGUCCAAGAGCUUACAGCAGGUGAAGGAGGUAUCAGGUCGUUUAGAAGAGAAGUUCUCCUUCCUGAAGUCUGAGUUCACAUUUGUGGAGAAAAUCCAGAAAAUACUCAACAGCACACAGAUUCAAAUCAAGGCUGAGGCAGCCGGCAGUAACCAACAGCAAGCCGUCAUCAGCAGCAAGAUGUGUGAAUUAAGGAAGAUGACAGACAACAGACAUGAAACACAGGUAUAUCCAGAUCAGGUCUGUUCAUUCCUGUCUUCUGUCGGUGAGGUGCUUAGGGAACGCCGUCAGUACCUGGAUUACUCAUUGGGUUCAGAACAGCGCCCUCUCCAGGGAGACCUCCCUCUGUCAGCUCAUUCUAAAGCCAGGAAGCAGGUGAGACCUGCUCUGCCUCCUGCCUUACUGCAGCCAAGCAGGACAGGUGUGGACUUCCACGACGACCCUGUGGUGGAUGUGGUCAAGUCCCUGAACAGAUUGUGUGUGAGCCAGGAUGAUCCAGCAGAGAAAGAACAGAGAGGAAGAGCAUCUGCUGGUAAGAGCACCACCCAGUAUUUACAUCGGAGAAGUGUUAGUGGACAGAGGGGUGGCAGGUCCAGCAGAACAGACCGAAAGGUGCAGAUAUUUGGACCCAGACCAGUGGCGGAACAGAAAACACACUCCUUUAGCUCCACCGUGAACGCUGUGCUCUGGAAGGCUUAUGAUGUCCUGCUGUUGGUUGCUGAGGACUUCUACAGGACUGAGCGUUGUAUCACCAGGUUCUCCCUGGUUCCCAACACUGUAGACCAAUGGGCUGAGAGCAUGCAGCAAAGGCUGCUGGGAUACCAGGAACAGGCCAAGAGUUUUCUGAGCACCAGCAAAGAAGAGUUGUCCAACCAGCUUUCUGUUUUCGAGGAGCUGCUUCAUUCGUUACCAGCAAUUUUAAUUAACAACCAUGAGAAACAGCAGGAGGCGGAACUUAAAGAGGAGGUGGGCGGGAUCAUGCAGAAGCUGGAGGAGACAAUGGCAGGCAGUGAGAAGGAGAAGCGUCUGAUAGUGAACAAACUGCGGCCGUCUCUGUCUCUGGAGGAUCUUCAGUCCCUCGGCAGCAGAGAGGAGCUCCGACAGCAGCAGCUACACAGCGCCAUCUGCAGCUCACAGCAGGCCCUGCAGGAUUGUGUGAGGCGAAAAGGGGAUGAGUUUAUAACAUCACUGGCUUCUCUGGCAGAGAAGCUCCUCGAUCAGCUGGACCACAUGACACCUGAAGAAAUCCAAGCGCCAUCGCAACAACACACUGAUGACACUUUCGUUACCAUGACAACAGAAGCCACGAUAGAACAGAGACCCCACACAGACAUCAGGACCUGGUCUGGUAUUUCAUACCUGUCGACCCCCACCAACGACCCCAAUGCUCCGCUGACUUCUGUAACCAUGGCAACAACACCAUCUAUCACCACAACCAAGUGCACCCUGGCACAUGUGGCUGUUGUAAAGGAGAGAGAUGCUACCGUCAAGCGGUUCGAGCAGCUGUUCAGAUCGGAGUUGUCCCGUUCAGAAGACAACAAACAAAGACAGCUGAGUGAACUCCAGAGCUGGAGCGAACACUGGAGGCAGCAGCUCCACACACUGACACAGGGACAGUAUAACUGGGUGGACGUCUGGGAUAAACUUCAAUAAAUCCACUUGUUUAUCCGUUUGUCUGUGGUGUGUGUUUGGAGUAUUGUAUACUACAGGAAUUUGUGACAAUCCAAAGUAUGGACGGCUACAUGUGGUAACAACAUCACAUCUACAGCUUUGGAAAUAUUUAUUAGACAGCCUGUCCAUUAACAUGAUCUUAUUUGUGAUUUUAAUUCUUGUUAGUUGC